AUGGAAAACUUUAUUGGAAAUGUAUGUCCUGGGCUAUUUCUUGUCUUCUAUGGACUGCAUCAGGCAAUAGUGGUCUCCAAAGCUGUGAUAUUCAAUGAUUCUCUCUUGGAUCCUUCAUGCCCUCCCAGGAACAAGGGAAGAUGGGCCAUGCUAUGGAAACUAUCCCAUGGAGGGUUGUUGAAGAUGGUGACCGGCUUCAUCAUGAUAGCUUUUGAGGUCCACUGCAUUAAAGGAGAGUUGACACUGAUGAACAGGGACAUGCCACCGAGGUUCAUGUAUCCCAAAGAGUGGCAGCACCUCACCAUGUUCAUCCUCCUCACCCUCAAUGGCUGUGUAGAUAUCAUGAGCAAGAAUGUGCUGCCUCAGAGGUGUAUGUUCCUGGAGCUAGGUGUCCGGAUCCUGACCUUCUAUGUGCUCCUACUGCUGUUGGUGUCACACACUCAGGGCACAGCAGGGGUGGAGCUGCAGGUCCACUCUCUGCUCAUCUUGGUGGUGUUCCUGAUAACGCUGGUGCUGACGGCAGAGCUGUGGGCUCCUGACAUGUUUCACCUCUGGCUCAUCGAGACCUUUCUGUUUCUGAUGAUGGGCUCCUGGCUGAUGCAGGCAGGCUUUAUUUUGUUCAAACCAGUCUCGAGCUACCCAUGGCAGGAUGAUGACAUGAGUGACAUCAUGUUUGUCACCACCUUCUUUUGCUGGCAUAUUAUGAUCAAUGCUUUAUGCCUUUUAUGGAUUUAUGGUUUCUCUUUCUUUUGGUAUCGUUGUUACAAUCCUAGCUUGAAGCUGACGUGGCUCAAAGAAGCUCCAUAUCACUUCAGCACUCCAGGACCCCACUAUAAGUUGCUACAAGAAGUGGAGCAGUCAGAGAAAGAUGAACAGACUCUCCUCCUUCCAACAAACUCACCCUGA
Molecule: messenger RNA, 906 nt
Organism: Chrysochloris asiatica (Cape golden mole)
Lineage: Eukaryota; Metazoa; Chordata; Mammalia; Afrosoricida; Chrysochloridae
Gene: TEDDM1
Product: transmembrane epididymal protein 1
Exons: 1
Coding region: 1-906 (301 amino acids)
Source: RefSeq, a predicted model, not a curated record